Molecule: messenger RNA, 684 nt
Organism: Falco peregrinus (peregrine falcon)
Lineage: Eukaryota; Metazoa; Chordata; Aves; Falconiformes; Falconidae
Source: the annotation of a RefSeq genome assembly
AUGGCCAACCAAUCCCAACUCGGAUUUCAAGAUGCCUCCUCACCAAUCAUGGAAGAGCUCGUAGAAUUUCACGACCACGCAUUAAUGGUUGCACUUGCAAUCUGUAGCCUGGUCCUAUACCUACUGACACUUAUGCUAGCAGAAAAACUAUCCUCCAACACUGUAGAUGCACAAGAAGUAGAACUUAUCUGAACGAUCCUACCAGCCAUCGUCCUCAUCCUACUUGCCCUACCAUCCCUGCAAAUCCUAUAUAUAAUAGACGAAAUUGAUGAACCCGAUUUAACUUUAAAAGCCAUCGGACACCAAUGAUAUUGAGCUUACGAAUAUACAGACUUCAAAGACCUGACAUUCGACUCCUAUAUAAUCCCAACCACAGAGCUCCCCUCAGGACACUUUCGACUACUGGAAGUAGACCAUCGUAUUGUAAUCCCGAUGGAAUCCCCAAUUCGCAUCAUCAUCACCGCCAACGACGUACUCCACUCAUGAGCCGUCCCCUCCCUAGGGGUAAAAACUGAUGCAAUUCCAGGACGACUCAACCAAACAUCCUUCAUCACAACUCGACCAGGCGUUUUCUACGGCCAAUGCUCAGAAAUCUGUGGAGCCAAUCACAGCUACAUACCAAUCGUAGUAGAAUCAACCCCCCUAACCCAUUUCGAACACUGAUCCACACUCCUAUCAUCCUAA